This is a messenger RNA of Diachasmimorpha longicaudata, 3383 nucleotides long. RefSeq names its product ionotropic receptor 21a-like. The record is from RefSeq and is a predicted model, not a curated record. Gene Ontology annotation, cellular component: membrane. The transcript is spliced from 12 exons. Bases 998 to 3169 code for a protein of 723 amino acids. NCBI's taxonomy places the organism in Eukaryota, Metazoa, Arthropoda, Insecta, Hymenoptera, Braconidae. Gene Ontology annotation, molecular function: ligand-gated monoatomic ion channel activity.
GUAUUUGUUGCAUAAAAAUAUUGACAAACAUACUGAUAUGCGCAAUAGACGAAUCCUGAGAGGUGGAGGGCAUUCUCACAGAACCGUAGGUCGUGACACGAUGGAAUCGCUUCAUAAGUUACUCAGCAAGUGGAGCUGAAUAUUCUUGCAGAGACGUUGUGACAGAUGGUGAGCUGUCGAAUAUUUUAGAAUAGACAGUGGUUUAGGCACCAACAGGGGAAAAAUAAGCCGAAGCGAAGCUGUGGACGGCAAUAACUUGGUUUAUGAUGAGAGGUGCAACAUGAUGUGAUGUUCAGGGAAUGACAACCUGUGCCAUUUUUCGUGGACGAAUAAAGAAACAAAAUCUAGUUGUAGUGCAGAACAAUACUGGUUAUAUUGACAGAUUGUACCACGAACAAUUGUAUACAAUACUUCGCAACUUCUCAGCGUGGCUCAAUAAUUUUUCACCAACAUAGCAGUACAUGAAGAAUUGCAUGUACAAAGCACAUAUUCUUGCUCCCCAGCUCAUCAUCACACGGUUCACAUUACCCGUUCUAACGUUCGCCAGAACCACAAUUCCUGUUAAAAAAAAUCAACCUCUGAGUAUGUACCACUGAUGGAUUAAACUACGAUUCUCAUCCCGUGGGAGGGAGUUUUGCUACUUUUAUACAUAAGGGGGAUUAAAAAAACUGGUGAAAAUCGUGUUACCUGACGUGCAUAUGAGAACACUAUUGGUCAAAAGUUCCGAGAGGAUGAUCAUAUUGGCUAAGAGGAAUGUUAUUCCACUAAAUCAGUCAGGAAAGCACGCGGUUCAAGGCAAUUGCCCUGGACUUUUUAAAUUUUUCAAAACAGCAUUAUGAUUGCAAUAAUUACCUCAUACUUAUGGAAUAAAUGAUGAUCGAUACUGGGGAGGAUCGACUUUCCACAGCAAGUUACUUCAAAUAUUGAAGAGUAAUUUUGCUAAUGUCCAAUAAAUAUGGGAAAUGCAAUAACAGUGGUAUCGAUCUAAUAUUAUGUGAUGAGACACACACAUCGGAUUGUCUGGUAUUUUUCCUUCGGCCAGUCAGUUCAGUGUCAUCGCUCUGGAACCACCACCAGACCUAUCGAAAUUAUCAUGAAGUUUGCGAAUUACAUUGUGUUAAUUUUAUUAAUUUUCUCCAGGCUAUGCAUCAUAAAGUCUCACUUGAUGAACAUGACAAAGUCUCAGCAAAGUGAUCUAAGAAUCGACAGUUUAGGUCGCCUACUCAGCUACAUUUUCAAAGAGUAUUACAGUGGAUGUGAUAUAAAAAUAAUUUACGAUGACAAGACCAUUGAACAGCAGCCUGGCGUGCUCCAGGGGUUGUACAGCAGUCUAUCCUUUGGCUCGUUGAUUCAGAGAAGUGCAGAUGCUGCGCUCAACCAGACGCCCAGAGCGAUCAAGGACAAGUGUUACAAUUACCUCAUCUUUUUGAAUGAUGUCUACUCUAUCGGGAAUGUUAUUGAAGAGGAAACUGUGAAUAAGGUUCUACUCGUAACCGAAUCAACACCUUGGACAGUCAAAGAGUUUCUUAAGAGCUUUAUAUCGAGAUCCUACACAAAUUUGGUUAUCAUCACCCAUAGUAUGAGUAGACGAACUGAGGAAGGAUCAUUCCUCCUGUACACUCAUCGGCUGUAUACGGAUGGAAGUGGUUCCAGUAAACCAGUUCUUUCAACAUCUUGGAUAAGGGACCACAUGACACACAAGAAUAUUGAUCUAUUUCCAGCGAAGCUCAGCGGAGGCUUCAAGGGCCACAGGCUAUUAAUAUCCACCGCCCACAAGCCGCCCUUCGCAAUCAGAACAGAUCGAGUUAGUCAUGACCAGAUUGGUUGGGAUGGAAUUGACAUCAGAAUGAUAAGGCUCCUGGGAAAGGCUCUUAAUUUCACUGCUGACUUUCGAGAUCCCACAACUUCAACAAGCCCUGUGUACGCAGCACUAAUGGAUGUGGAGAAACGUGAGACGACACUAGCUAUCGGUGGCAUUUACCGGACAAAUAAUGUGACAGCGAGAUUCGACAGUUCAUUCUCCCACGUGGAGGAUUGUGCGGCCUUCAUAUCAGAGGCAUCCUUGGCCCUGCCGAAGUACCGUGCCAUAAUGGGCCCCUUCCAAGGAGCCGUCUGGGCCCUGGUAGUCAUUGCUUAUGUCAUUGCCGUUAUUCCACUCACUACCAACACAAAUUACAGUAUAUUAUCCCUGGUUACUCAUCCCUCGAGAUUCAUGCACAUGUUUUGGUAUGUCUUCAGUACAUUCACCAAUAGUUUCGUCGUUAAGAAUCCACUUUUGGAUGCCGGAAUUGCUAAAAAUUCAACGUCACUUUUAAUUGGUAUUUAUUGGGUUUUUACGAUCAUCAUCACGUCGUGCUACACUGGCUCGAUUAUGGCCUUCAUCACAGUGCCCGUGUUUCCGGAACCGAUUGAUACACCUGAGCAAUUGCUCGAGGAGAAUUACGAAAUAGGAACUCUAGAUCACGAUGGGUGGGAGGUUUGGUUCAACUGGACGCAAAUCGAUGAACCAGUGGCAAAAAAAUUAUUGAAAAAUCUGCAGUACGUUUCAACAGUCAAAGCCGGCAUUGGAAAUAUCACAGCGGCGUUUUUCUGGUCCUACGCAUUUAUUGGCUCUAAAAUUCUUCUUGAGUACAUCGUUCAAGAGCAGUUCACACCCAGCUGGACUACGAUGAGAUCACCAAUGCACAUAAGUAAGGAAUGUCUCUUAAAUUUCGGUGUAACUUUCGUACUUCCGAAGGACUCGAUUUACACCGAAGAAUUCAAUAAGGUUAUUAUCCGGGCACGACAAUCCGGUCUCGCUCAAAAGAUCAUCAGAGACGUUGAAUGGGAUGUUCAGAGAACAGCGGAGGGUUUAUUACUCCCGGUAUCGGUGGAGUAUAAAAGCCGGAAAAUCCCAGUGCAGGAUCGAUCAUUGGCUCUCGAUGACACACAAGGAAUGUUUCUCCUUCUCAGUGCCGGGACUUUACUCGCAUUUUUGACUCUCUCCAUUGAGUGUUGCGUUUAUUUGUGGAGGAAGAGACAUUUGAAAGAUGUAGGACAUAAAACGGAUGUAUCCACGAUAGUGUCAGAAGCUACAACGCCGAAGAUGAAUCAUUUCAGGGGUCUUGAUAUGUGGGCACCUGACAGAUUGACGCCGAGACGCCGAAGAUUUAGUAUAAAUAGUAUUUAGUCGAGUAAUUGACUGGCACUAAAGACAGGGCUGACAGCUGAACUUGAAUUGAAUAUAUUUGCAUGAAAUGGAAUUGUUAUUAGAAAUUUUUCUGUCCCAGUGUAAGAGAAUUUUUAUGGGUAAGGAAUAAACAAAUCUAAGAAGAUAAUGAUAUCGUACGCUCCUGCCGAGACUUUCGAAACUUAUGGUAAAGUUUUUCCACUGGGAAAAUUCA